This is a messenger RNA of Chanos chanos (milkfish), 1584 nucleotides long. It is a transcript of the gene plxdc2b, whose product is annotated as plexin domain containing 2b. The record is from RefSeq and is a predicted model, not a curated record. The coding region runs from base 1 to 1584 and encodes 527 amino acids. The transcript is spliced from 14 exons. NCBI's taxonomy places the organism in Eukaryota, Metazoa, Chordata, Actinopteri, Gonorynchiformes, Chanidae.
AUGGCGAGUGCGAAGACAUUUGACCUCGUUGUUGGAGUUGUUUUAGUUUUACAUUCUCUUGGGAGUGUUUUUCAAAUCACCGGAGAGGAGGUGACAGCAGUCGGGGCCUCCUAUUCACUGCAGCAGGGGCCGGUUCCGGACGAUGAUGUCACAGUGGAGGUGAGGAGAUGGAAGAGGUGGCUUGUGUCUGAGCCACGCCCCUUGGAUAGUAACAAGGCCAAUCAGGACAGUCAGGAAACAAACUCUGAUCCUGAAGGCUACCCUGGAAUUUUGCCCAACAACGACGCUGACAACAGCUCGCAGAUAGAGGAGGACACAGACCACAAUUACUAUACGUCCAAGACCUAUGGUCCCAACGAUCCCAUGAGCAAAGAAUUAUGGGUGAACAUCGAUCAGACGGACAAGGAGAAAGUGAAGAUCCACGGGAUCCUGUCCAACACACACAGACAGGCCGCGCGGGUGAACCUUUCCUUCGAUUUCCCCUUUUAUGGGCAUUUCCUGCGGGAGAUCACCGUGGCAACAGGGGGAUUUAUCUACACAGGAGAUGUGAUCCACAGAAUGCUAACGGCCACUCAGUAUAUUGCCCCACUGAUGGCGAACUUUGACCCCAGCCUGUCCAGGAACUCUACCGUGAUUUAUUUCGACAACGGUACUGCGCUGGUGGUGCAGUGGGAUCAUGUGCACCUGCAGGACUCGUAUAAUCUGGGCAGCUUCACUUUCCAGGCUACACUGCACAGUGACGGCAGAAUAGUCUUCGCUUACAAAGAGAUCCCCAUUCAGAUUGCUCAGAUCAGUUCCGUCAAUCACCCAGUCAAAGUUGGCCUUUCAGAUGCCUUUGUCGUCGUCCACAAGAUCCAACAGAUCCCCAAUGUACGCAGGAAGACCAUAUAUGAGUAUCAUCGUGUGGAGCUUCUCAAGACCAAAAUUACCAACAGCACUGCUGUGGAGAUGAUGCCUCUGCCCACAUGUAAUCAGUUCACUAGCUGUUCCACCUGCAUCAGCUCUCAAAUCAACUUUAACUGCAGCUGGUGUAACCGUCUCAGCAGGUGUUCCAGCGGCUUUGACCGUCAUCGACAGGACUGGGUGGAUAACAGCUGCCCUGACGAGACUAAAGAUAAAAGCUGUGACUUGGAUAGCGUCACCCACCUCCACCCUUUCACCACUGUUCCACUGACCAAGAGCACGGGCAGAAAACAAGGCAGCACCGCCGCUGCCAGGCCAGAGCUGUCCUCCACACAACCUCCAACCAGCGCCCCAACGGAAGAUGACACCAAGAUUGCCCUACAUCGUCAAGACAACGGAGCGGCAGCGGCAGAGAGCACUCAGGAGAAAAACACACACUCCAUACACACAGGUCUGAUCCUGGGCAUGCUACUGCUCAUGCUCAUCAUGGUGACCGUCGUCCUGGUAACCGUCUACAUCUACCACCACCCCAGCUCUGCAGCCGGCAUCUUCUUCAUCGAGAGACGACCAAGCAGGUGGCCAGCCAUGAAGUUCCGCCGUGGUUCGGGUCACCCCGCGUACGCAGAGGUCGAGCCAGUGGGCCAGGAGAAGGAGGGCUUCAUCGAAUCUGAGCAAUGCUGA